AUGGCAACUCUCCGGAAGCGUCUCGCUUUCUUUUGGUCUUUUCUCACCCUUCUUCCCUUAGUACGACCUCAAGUGCAGCUUACGCCUGGACAGUUCGAACCUGCUCCAUACAUCAACGCUGCGUGGACAAACGGCACUGGCGCCAGCGUGAGCAUCAACACGAAGGACAAGGCGUUGAGGAACAACACCGCACCCUACCUGUCCGGCAUCUUGUUUGAGGACAUCUCCCACUCUGGCGAUGGCGGCAUUUACGCUGAGCUUGUCCGCAACCGAGCCUUCCAAGGUAGCGCGGAGAACCUGAUCAUCCCCUUUGCACCGACACUGGAGGGCUGGUACCCUGUAGGUGAUGCUCGCCUGAGCCUGGACUUACUCCACCCAUUAUCCGAUGCCUUACAAGUAUCUCUGCAAGUUGAUAUACCACUCAACGCGACCGGUGAAGUCGGCUUCCACAAUGAUGGCUUCUGGGGCAUGGCCGUCACGCCACAGACGUACAAUGCAAGCUUCUUCGUCCAAGCCAACGGCUUCCGGUGGAACAGUACAAUCACCCACAUCGACGUCAGUCUGCGCGGCAACGCUACUGGCAGCGACGUUUUCGUGUCGAGUACUAUCGACAUGGCAAGCUCCUACCAACCAGUGGCUUACCAGUACCGCAACUACUCCGUGCAAUUAGUGAACAACGUCACAGCGCCAACAAGCAAUAACAGUUUGUACAUUACCAUGAAUGCCGAGGAGCUUAGAGGGCAAACACUGUACUUCGACCUCAUCAGUCUGUUUCCAGAGACCUACAAGAACCGGCCGAACGGCCUACGCAAGGACCUGGCGGAGAACUUUAAGGCGGGCAAUUUCCGGUUCCUGCGGUUUCCGGGCGGCAACAACCUCGAAGGUUACUCGAUCCAACGGAGAUGGAAAUGGUGGCAGACGACAGGGCCGCUCAUGGACCGCCCUGGCAGGCCGGGUGAUUGGACGUACUAUAACACCGACGGACUCGGACUGUUGGAGUAUAUGUACUGGUGCGAGGACAUGGAUCUCGUACCUGUAUUGGGUGUCUACGCCGGGUUCAGCUUAGAUAUAGCGACCUACGACACCGGCUACACGAACGCCAAUGAAUGGCCCGUAGAACUAAUGCAGCACGUUCUGCAAGAAGCGUUGGAUGAGCUAGAGUAUCUGACCGGCAAUACGAGCACGUACUGGGGCGCCCAACGUGCGGCACACGGCCAUGUAGAGCCUUUCGACAUACCAUUCGUGGAGAUUGGUAACGAGGACUUCUUUUCAUACGACUACCCGGCCCGCGCAGCUUUCAUGCUCAAUGGUUUGAAAGCCGCCUAUCCAAACAUCACCUACAUUUACACCACAGCGGACCUUUACGCUACCCAGCCGGCCAAGUUCAAUAUCACCCUUCCGAAAGCUGUGAUCUGGGAUGACCACGUCUACGCCGCAGCGAGCUACUUUGUCGAGUCGUUCGACCAGUUCGACAACUGGCAAAGCUAUACAUACGAAAACAACAUCUCCGCCUCCAACGACGUAUAUGCUUCUCUAAUGGAAUACCACGUUAGCUCCAUCGACAACCGGACUGGCGACCCAACAUUCGACUAUGCCUUAGCCUCCGUGAACCACCCACGCAUGCUGUCUGCUGUAGCAGAAGCGGUAUACGCACUAGGCUGGGAGCGCAAUCCAGAUACCUUUAAGCUGUCGGCCUUUGCUCCGGCAAUCCAGAACGUGAACUUCUACCGCAACACGCCGUACCUUAUGCUGUUCUCCGCGAACCCAAACGACACGGUGUUGAGUACAGGCUACUACCAGGAGCAGAUGUUCAAUACGUACUAUGGCACGCAGACGCUGCCAUUCAACAUCACACAAGGUGGCUUCAACCCGUUGUUUUUCGCUGCGCAGAUUGAUGUGGCCAAGGAGGUGGUAUACCUCAAGGUGGUCAAUGCAGGACACACCACGCAGAAGUUGACAGUGGAGCUGGAUAUGGAGUAUGGAUAUGUCAACGGCACGAUUCUGGAACCGCCAGUGGCUGGUGAUCUGAACGCGUUCAAUUACUUUGGCAAUCCGACGGCGGUGGUGCCGCAGGCGAUUGAUGGGUUGGGUGCUUUCGGCGCGCAGAGUGUAUUCAGUUGGCAGGUGCCGGCCUAUAGUGUCAGUGUGCUCGAGUUUAGUGCCGGCGGCGAUGGCGGGCAGACAGCAGAAAGAAUCGACAGAGGGUCGAAGCAGCUCACGACUCGACAAGUCGCGUACAUAUUGGAGGAAGAGCUGUAGAACAACGUGUGCCCUACGUAGUGGGUCAUAGGGUUCUCUGAAUGUUGCCAUAUUCGGUCCCAGUGUUGCGUCGGCGAUACGUGAAUUAGGCUAGUAAUUAUGAGCGGAGAGAAUACGUCUGUAUAGC
This is a messenger RNA of Baudoinia panamericana UAMH 10762, 2386 nucleotides long. RefSeq names its product glycoside hydrolase family 51 protein. The transcript has 4 exons. Gene Ontology annotation, molecular function: alpha-L-arabinofuranosidase activity. Lineage: Eukaryota; Fungi; Ascomycota; Dothideomycetes; Mycosphaerellales; Teratosphaeriaceae. The record is from RefSeq and is a predicted model, not a curated record. The coding region runs from base 1 to 2259 and encodes 752 amino acids. Gene Ontology annotation, biological process: L-arabinose metabolic process.